Amyelois transitella is the source of this 1365-nucleotide messenger RNA. RefSeq names its product alpha-(1,3)-fucosyltransferase C-like. Gene Ontology annotation, molecular function: alpha-(1->3)-fucosyltransferase activity. Bases 130 to 1365 code for a protein of 411 amino acids. The record is from RefSeq and is a predicted model, not a curated record. The transcript has 3 exons. Lineage: Eukaryota; Metazoa; Arthropoda; Insecta; Lepidoptera; Pyralidae. Gene Ontology annotation, cellular component: membrane.
AUUGAAGAUUGCAUUCAAAUUAAGGAAAGUCUUGACGUAGUCUAUAUAUUUCCAAUAAUUGUACAUAACUUAUUUCUAUUAUUGACUAUAUUCGAUAAGGCUGGAUUGUUUCCAGCACUUAAUAAAAAAAUGAAACAUAGCCCAAUUUUGAUGAGAAUAUUCAUGUGCAUAGUAUCAUUAUUGCUUUUUCUGCUGUGGUAUAAACUUUACCGCAAAUUUUUGAUAGAACUCGCUGACAUAUCCAACAUGAAAUCUGCAUCAUUCAUAAAAGAGUUAAGUAAAAAAGAAAAAUCAUUUCGACCGAAACUUAACGCAUCAAUAAAAUCAAAGGACUUAAAAUACAUUUUAAUGUGGACGUCACCAAAAAAUGUGCCGUUCGUAUAUCUUGAAGAGGGUCAAAGACGUUUUAUAAAGAAUCGUUGCAAAUUCAAGAACUGUUACGUCACACCAGACAGAUUUUAUUUAGAAGAUUAUACACAAUUCGAUGCUGUUAUUUUUGCGGGACCUGAUCUUGUCACCGAGGACAUUGAUUUGCCUAGUCGACGAUCUGUUAAUCAGAAAUAUGUAUUCGCAAGUAUAGAAUCAUCACAUACUUAUGCCAUAUGUUCUAAAAGAUACGACGGGUUCUUUAACUGGACUUGGACCUAUAGACUUGACUCUGAAUGUAGGUGGGGAUACAUAGUAGUAAAGAAUAAGAAAAACCGAAUAAUAGGUCCAAACAGAAAAGUACCUUGGAUGAAAUUUGAUGAUAUGAAACCGGUCAGUGAAGAGUUUCGGAAAGGGCUAUUGACAAAAACAACAGCAGCUGCUUGGUUUGUUUCCAACUGCCGCACUGCCAGUGGACGUGAGGAUUUUGUACAAAACUUGAUUGUGGAGUUAAAGUUCUACGGGCAUUUUGUGGACACAUACGGACGAUGCGGAAGCCUAAAAUGUCCGAGAGAAGAUCAAAAAAUAUGCGAUGAGAUGAUAAAGCAGAAGUACUAUUUCUAUCUAGCAUUUGAGAAUUCAUUUAGCAUAGAUUAUGUCACUGAAAAAUUGCUUCAUGGUCUUCAAAAUAAUGCCAUACCUGUUGUUUACGGAGGUGCUAAUUAUACGAGGUUUAUGCCAGACGGAAUGUAUUUAGACGCAAGAACACUAGGUCCCAAGAGACUUGCGGACAAAAUGAACGAACUUAUAGGGAAUCCCCACAAAUAUGCUGAAUAUUUUAGAUGGACAAAUCACUACAUAUACGCGAAGAGAAGCGAGAGCGUACUGACUGACGAUUACUGCGGUAUGUGCAAGUUGCUGAAUAAUAAGAAAAUCAUGAAAAGAAAAUCAGUUUACAUGAAUUUCAAGGAAUGGUGGGAUCCACCUAAUGUUUGCUGA